Molecule: messenger RNA, 957 nt
Organism: Cavenderia fasciculata
Lineage: Eukaryota; Evosea; Eumycetozoa; Acytosteliales; Cavenderiaceae
Exons: 5
Coding region: 1-957 (318 amino acids)
Source: RefSeq, a predicted model, not a curated record
AUGAAAUGCUCGGAUAGAAUUUGGUUGGCUCGUCAAGCUCCAAAUAUUAAAUGUCAACCAAGCACAUUCCAAUUCUUUAACGAGAAGGGAGGAUAUAUUUACUAUGGCGUCUAUAAUUUAGAAACUGGUAAUGCCUCACUCAAUCAGAUAGACUCUGAUCCCGAUCUUUCAAUCCUUGGCUUUUUACCAAAGAACUCAUCAAGCAAUGAAGUCAUCGCUUUUGGUAUAACUCAAACUACUCUACAAAUCGAUGGUUUAGAUACGGAUCAAAAUUCUAUUAGUCCAAUCUUUACAAUCAAACCAUCCUAUAAAUACGAUUAUGCUGCACAACAAUUUGUAUUGAACAGAUUUAAUACUAUAUUGGUUCCAGGGUCAACUCUUUUAAAUGGAAAGAACUAUUUAUCAUUAUUACAAUUCAAAUUUGGUAGUAACACGAGAUUACCACCAAUUCCAUUAGGUCAAGGUAUUAUUCCAACAGGAGGAUCACCAAUUUAUCCACUCGGUGCUUAUGAUCCAAUCCUACAAGAUUAUUAUAUUUACUAUACUGUUGGUGGUCAGACUGCUAUCAUCAAGUACAAUUUUAUCAUUAAUUCCUAUGCCAUCCUACCACUCGAUUUCGUACCAACCAAAUUAAAUGGAAUCGAUCAACUCUUUUUCUUCAAGGGUGACCUCUUUUACUGUCGUAUUGAUAAGGGUGUUGGUGUUACCAUUGCUCUGAUGUCAUUGGGUGGCGAAGUCAACUAUCUCUACAAAGACACCAACGCUGACAAGAAGUUCAGUGUUACCAUUCAACCAUUUGUAUUUGAUCAACCAUCCGGAACAGUAUCUAUACUCAACCCAGUCGGUGAUACUCUUUAUCUAGAUGUAUUUGAUCUCACAUCUUACGAGGUUACAUCAUUCACAAAACCAAAUAAUAUUCCAACUGGUACUUUUGUUAUUUCUACAUUAUAUCAAUAA